AUGACGAUAAGACAAGCUGCUGGAGUAAACCGGUUGAAUUUUGGCCCUGGUCAGCGAUAUGACUAUAUAAACAUCAGCAUCAUAGACAAUGCCAUCCCAGAAGAUGACAAAUAUUUUUUGGUGAAACUUCUUAACCCAACUGGAGGGGCAGAAACAGGUCUUGGAUCUACCAUUAAUAUUACUAUUGCCAGUUCUGACGAUGCCUAUGGAAAAUUCCAGUUUACUUCUGAUUCCCUGACUGCUACCGUAAAUGAGACUGGUGAUACUGGAUUCACUGUUGUCAAUUUUAAGGUGGAGAGGCUUGGUGGUAAAAUUGGUUCAGUAACAGUUUUCUGGCAGAUAGAAAAUGAUGUGGGGAACGACCUGGUUGAAAACAGUGGUUCGGUGACCUUUGUGUCAGGAGAAGAGACAAAGGUCAUAGGGGUCAAGGUCAGAGGUGAUCCCUAUCCAGAAUUGGAUGAAUUCUUUGUACUAAAAUUGACUGGUGUCAACAAGGGAGAAUUAGGGAACUCCUUCAGACUCCAGGCAAACCUUACUGUUUUAUCAAAUGAUGAUCCAUAUGGAGUAUUCACAAUCACUGACAACAACAGGCCAAUCAGAACAGAGGAAGGAGACCAUGUUGUGACAUUAACAGUACAGCGGCAACAGGGUUUUGUGGGUUUAGUUCGAGUCAACUACACAACACUAGAUGCAACUGAAUAUUAUAACUUCCUUCCUGGGUCAGUUGCACGUGCCAAUAAAAGUGAUUUUGUUCCUGUGAGCGGCUAUGUUCAGCUGGGACUGAACCAAAAUCGAGAAGACUUUGACAUCCAUAUCAGAGAUGAUCAGAUUCCAGAAGGAGAUGAAUCCGUGUUUGUCCGUCUCACUUCAGUUGAGUUGAUCUCUGGUGGACAGAGUAGACCAGUGUCCUUUUCUCCUCGCCUUGGCCCAAACCAACAAACCUAUGCUCAGAUUAUCAUCAACCAGAAUGACAAUGCAAAUGGCAUCCUGGAGCUGUCAACAGCCUCUGUGGCUGUGUCAGAGAACUUUACUGGCUCCAUAGUUGAUGUUGUACGCAAAGAAGGCUCUUUUGGAGAGGUGAGUGUGAAGUUUGAGGUGAUAUCAGGCACAGCUGUCAACACCGUGGACUACAGUGUCACCUCCAGUGAUGUCAUCCUGGCUGACAGGGAAAGGAGGAAGAGAGUUCCCGUGGAGAUCAACGAUGACAGGAUCGCAGAGUUAAACGAAACCUUUACUAUCCGCCUAUUGCCACAGAUUACAGGAGGUGCUCAGCUGGGAAGGCUGAUAUCCACGCAGGUCACCAUUUUGUCCUCUGAUGAUCCCAAGGGAGCUUUUGAAUUUUCCACAUCUGGCAGUAGUGUAGAAGAACCCGAGUCACAGUCGGGACAAAGUGUGGAAAUCACUGUCAGCAGAAUGGGCGGCACUCUUGAUGUGGUAGCUGUCCAGUGGGAAGCUACUCUCAAUGGUGUUCCUGCCACAGCAGACGUCUCCCCAACUCAGAGCACCAUCUACUUUACCAGUAACCAAGCCAGUGAAAAGAUAGUCAUUACUGUACUGCCUGAUGAUGAACCUGAAGACCAGGAGGACAUUUUGAUAACAUUGACUGCAGCCACUAAUGGAGGUAGGGUAGGCAGCAGGAAUGUGUUCAGACUUACCAUACUGCCCAAUGAUGAUCCACAUGGUAUUGUCCAGUUUGAGCAGGAUAGGUUUGUCCUUAAGGAAUUGUCUGCUGAUGACACCCAGCACAUCAAACUAACAAGGAGUGGUGGUUCCUUUGGACAACUUAGAGUAUCCUAUAGUACAGAGCAGGUGGAUAUCCUGGCUAUAGUGUCUAACCAGGGACAGGACAUACUUGACUACUACACACAGCCUGUCUAUGGGGCUAAUACACCACAGGAUGGAUUCAGUGUGGAUGUGAGUGGGGCACCAGAGCCAGUGGAGAUGUGUGCAAGAACCUGUCUGUCUACAAGAGCCUGCCUGGUCUUCCAGUACAACUCCACUGCAGCAAUCUGUACAUGGUUUACCUCUGGAAGAAAUGACAGCUUCAUGCCUGCUGCUGAUGUGCGCUAUUAUAUGAAGAAUGUUACCAAAGCAAUGACCCUGUAUGACAUCCAGGCAGAAUCAGGUCAGGACUACACCCCAGUGACAGGUGCCUCUGUUAUCAUUCAAGAUGGAGCCAGCUCUGGCACCAUCCCAAUCCAAAUCCUUGCUGACCGUCUUCCCGAGCUGGACGAAAGAUUUUUGGUCAGACUGACCAACGUAGAAUUGGUCAGUGGUCCACCCAGUAAUCCACGAAACAACCCCAGACUGGGCAAUAUCCAAAUGGCCACUGUGGUCAUUGAUAAGAAUGAUGAUGCCAAUGGAAUAUUUAGUAUCUUCAGUAAUGACCCGCGUGCUUUGAAUGGAGGAAGGGUGGUGGAAGUGGAGGAGAGAGAGAAACUGUUUGUAGAUCUGGUGGUAGAAAGAGGAGGUGGUAGUAUUGGUGAAGUGUAUGUAAUGUGGUCAGUUGAUCAGUCAAGGAGCAAUGCUACAAAGGGUAUAGACUUUAUUGCUGAUGGGGCCAGUCUUAUAUUUGGACCAGGAGAGACUAGACGAGCUCUUACCAUUGGAAUCAUUGAUGAUGAUGAAGCAGAAGAUGAUGAGAACAUUCUCAUCUUUUUAUCCAACCCACAAGGUGGUGCUGUGAUAGGUCCAAACAAUACAGUCAAUGUGAUCAUCAUGGCCAAUGACAACGUAGGAGGAACACUUGGUUUUGCUCAGAGCUCUGUACUGGCUAGGGAGGGGGAUAACCUGACAAUGGUUGUUCAGAGGAGUCGCCCAGCUCGUGGUAACGCCAGCAUGGAGUGGGAAAUCAAGGGUUUGAAUGGACUGGACCCUGCUCUAGGCUUCAGGGUGUACCAGGGGUCACUGGUCUUUAAGGAGGGUGAAUUAGAAAAGACCAUAUCAUUACACAUUCUGGAAGAUGCCACUCCAGAGGUCAAUGAAGAAUACCGCAUUUUCCUCAAAAAUCUUGUUACAUCAGGUGUACGACAAACAGGAGAAGCCAUCUUGGAUCCCCAGAGCUACGUGGCCAGUAUUACAAUCCAGGGCAGUAAUGAUCCCCAUGGCGUGUUCCAGUUUGCCUCCAGCUCCAUGCUGGUACACACACCAGAGGCCAAUACCACAGUGCAGCUCAUGGUGGACAGAAAGUUUGGAGCUAUAGGGGACAUCCAUGUAUACUAUGAAAUCAAGAAAGGUUCAGUCAGUAAUCUGAAUGUGAACAAAAUAUUGUAUAGUUAUCCAUGA
Molecule: messenger RNA, 3285 nt
Organism: Lingula anatina
Lineage: Eukaryota; Metazoa; Brachiopoda; Lingulata; Lingulida; Lingulidae
Product: adhesion G protein-coupled receptor V1-like
Biological process (GO): cell communication; cell surface receptor signaling pathway; cellular response to calcium ion
Cellular component (GO): cytoplasm; membrane
Molecular function (GO): G-protein alpha-subunit binding; G protein-coupled receptor activity; adenylate cyclase inhibitor activity
Source: RefSeq, a predicted model, not a curated record